Branchiostoma floridae (Florida lancelet) is the source of this 603-nucleotide messenger RNA. RefSeq lists its product as uncharacterized. The transcript is spliced from 4 exons. The record is from RefSeq and is a predicted model, not a curated record. NCBI's taxonomy places the organism in Eukaryota, Metazoa, Chordata, Leptocardii, Amphioxiformes, Branchiostomatidae. Bases 151 to 603 code for a protein of 150 amino acids.
ACACCCCUAAAGCCCCCUCCCAAUACCAAGGUCAACCCUGUAUGGGUUGAAACAUAUACGGCCAGACUGUCUGUACUUCAGAGGCGUUAGAUUUCUGUAAAUCAAGUCCUUGGAGGCGCCAAAGACAUCUCAAGACAUAAGAUUGUCGCGAUGUCGCUUGUCCGUAGCGUCUUACGGGGCCAGGCAGGAAGACUGGCGGUGUGUGGGUGCAGAGGCUCCGUGGGAGUCGCGGGGAUCGCUCCUCGAGCUCAGCCAUCUUUUCGCCACAAACCACUGGACGGGCGGAGAAACUACGCAACAGACUUCAGACUCACCGAUUUUCAGAAGCAGAAGUUGAUGAACUGUUUCGAAUUCUACGAUGUGAACAAAGAUGGAAUCAUCCGCUUCGAAGACGACUUUCAAGCUGCCCUAAAUCGUUAUAUCGACCUGAACGGAUGGACGGAGGAGAGCCCGGCCUACAUGGGGUACCGGGUACGCUGGACGGCCUUCUGGCAGGACCUGUACUUCGGCAAACUGUCCCGCCUCGACCCCAAACUUAGGAAGGACAACAACGAGAUCACGCGAGAGGUCAGAUCUGUUCUUGAGGAGUGCGAGAGUUCCUAG